Zygosaccharomyces rouxii is the source of this 870-nucleotide messenger RNA. RefSeq names its product phosphatidate phosphatase LPP1 (gene LPP1). Bases 1 to 870 code for a protein of 289 amino acids. The transcript has a single exon. Gene Ontology annotation, molecular function: phosphatidate phosphatase activity. The record is from RefSeq and is a predicted model, not a curated record. Lineage: Eukaryota; Fungi; Ascomycota; Saccharomycetes; Saccharomycetales; Saccharomycetaceae. Gene Ontology annotation, biological process: phospholipid metabolic process.
AUGUUGUUUCGGGAGCUCAAGAGACGGGUGAAUAUGAUGACCAUGAGAAUUGAGUACGAUCAAUGGUCUAAGUAUCUACGGCAGUACUCUUUGCACUAUUUGAUCAUAAUCUUGAGUGGAUUGUUAGGUGCGUAUGCAGAGUUAGUACUGGUACCAAGAACGGGUUCACUAAGAUUUCAAAAGGAAGAUUCCUCUAUCGAUAAAAGUUACGUGGAGGAUGAGCUGGUAUCAACAUCAGAAUGUGUUGCCAUGAGCGCCGUCUUAGCAUCACUAGUUAUAACAGGAUACUGCGUAGCAGGUAGAAGAUAUUUGAAUAAAAUUGGCGCGGCUCCGUGGACAACCGGUAGACCUGAGGGGAUUUCUAAGGAAUGGCAUCUUCUGCAUCUCAGUAUCGUUUGCCAAAUGUUGGCGUUGAGUGUUACGGUCGCAUUUACCUGUGCAUUAAAACUAAUCAUCGGCAAUACAAGACCUGAUUUUCUUGCAAGAUGUCAAUUGAAAAAUAGCGUUGCUGAUUCACAAGGCUUUCUGCCAUUUUACACAAUUGAAAAUUGUCAGCAGAAAGAUUUAUCGAUUCUCUACGAAGGUUUGAAAUCCACACCAAGUGGUCAUUCAUCGGUAGUUUCCUGUGGCCUUGGAUUUCUAUACUUGUGGCAAUGUCACUUUGUCAAGGGUUCAAACAAAAAGCAUGCAUGGUGUCCAAUUUUAGCUCUACUUGUAAUGGUAUCAAGAAUAGUGGAUCACAAACAUCAUUGGUAUGACUUGAUAUUUGGCGGUGCCUUAGGAUAUACCGUUGUAUUAUUUGCAUGGAGAAGUGUCUUUGAUAACGGUGCACCAGCGAUGCUAUUACCCGCACCGGUAACAUGCCCAUAA